AUGAUGAAUUCUGGUAACGGGUACCAGCCGGACCCUCUAGGUUCGGUAGGUGCACAGUUCGAAGCAUUGCAUUUAAGCGGAGCGUCUACACCAAUGCUUGAGGGUGGAUCAUUGCAUUUGCACAAAACUCCUUCAUUACUUGACAACAUUGGCAUUCAGAGAGCCAAUUCCCCGUUUGUGAGUGUUGCGGACGACACUUAUCUUGCGCGCCAGCAAUUGCAUCAUCAACAGCCACAACAACCUCAUCCGGUACUACCGGUCCACUCACAUUCGUCAUCGUCUUUGGCUUUGGACUGGGCUCACCAAGGUAAGGCCCAAGUGCCGGCGAAUGGCCAUCCUCAAAAUGCUGCUUCAACGAUUGGCUAUGUGCCAAACUCGAUAGUCAGUGAACCUGUCGGGAUCCCGCCGCCUCCUGGAGUUUUCGCUCCGCGCAUUCCGAUCGUGGAGUCCCAAUGGAAGUAUAUUGAUUUUCAGGGUCUCAUUCAGGGACCAUUCCCCACCCAAUCCAUGACUAGCUGGCUUCAGGCAGGUUAUCUGCAAAGCUCCCUUCAAGUGGCACGCGUUGCGACUACCCCAGAGCCUUUUGGUGUCAAUGACACCUUCGCACCUUUGGGAGACCUCAUGGCCAAAGUCGGAGAUUUCACAGAUCCUUUCAAUAAGUUGGAUCUAAUUGUUAGCCAAGCCCAAACCAAAAGCGUACAGCAAUGCAACCCCAGUAGGCAAUUGGGCCUUGAUCCUCUCUCCUUGGGCACAACUGAUCCUAUGGUUAUGAGCUCUGUACCUGCGUCUUCUGCACCCGUCACUGACCCUAGCAUGCAGUCCCUUGAUGGAGAAUUUCAUGCUACAGUUCUUGAGACCAGUGAUUAUACACAUAACCAAGUUUUAGGUCUGCGUGAUAAUGAUGGUGGGUUUUACCAAGAGGUUGUGUCGCGCAUUCCUGUAGAUAAGUUUGUCGAAAAUCUAGACAAGAUUGACGCUCCUAGUAAGGCAACUGACGGACAAAUGAAAGGCCGCCAGCAGAUAGAUCAGGAAGCGGUCCAAAGAAGGCUCGAUUAUGAAGAGAGGCAGAAGAGAGAAAGAUCACUAGCCCUUGAAAGAUUAAAGGAACAGGAGCUCUUGAAACAGCAAAAUGAACUGGCGACAAGUUUAGACAAAAACAACAUUGAAGAGGCGCAGUCCCAAGAAAUAGUGAAUGUGCAGGCUGCGAACCAAGAGGAAAUCAAGCGCAAGCGUGCGGAAGAAGCAAGCCGGAAAUUGAUUGAGGAAGAAGAGCGAGCGGCAAAAGAAAAAAAGGAUGCUGCAGACCGUCGUAAGCGUCAGGAGUCCAAGAAGACGACCCAGGAAACAUCUGCACCAGCUCCGUCCCCCGCAACAAAGCCAGCUAAGCCAGCUCCUUGGGCAAGCAAGGCAGCGCAGCCUUUUUCAGGAUCUUCACUUGCUGAAAUUCAGCAGAAGGAAUCUGCUCAAAGAGCUAGCCGUAAACAAGAACACGAGGAACAGGCCCGCGAAAUGGCUGCAAAACUUCAAAAGCAGGUUUUGAACGAAGAAGCACCUGUUCCUAGGAUAGACUCUAUUGCAUCGUGGGCAAGCAAGAAAUCUGUUCCAGGCUCUCAAGGAGAAAACAAGCCACCCGUGAAGACUAUUGAACAGGUUCAAAAAGAACAACUCGAGCAAAAGAAGUUUUUGGCGGAACAGAAGAGGAUUUGGGAAGAAGCUCAGAAAACCGCGAAAAUCAAGGCAACUGGUACGCCCAAUAACGAGACUAAAGAAUGGACUACUGUAACCAAAAAGCAGGCCCUGCCUGUGAAAAAUAACAUCUCCAAAGCUCUAAACCAGCCUAACUCUUAUUUAAGUCCCGAUAAAUUAAGGGCUGUGAGUGCUAACACCAGCAAGCAAAUUGGGUCUUCCACAAGCAUACCCACGCUUAAAGCGAGAGCGAGUGCGAAGGUCCCGGCCUCUUACACUGGCAAUCAAUCAACUUCCAUUCGUCAAGAAUUUUUGAAGUGGUGUAAGUCACAAAUGAAACUGGCCCCGGAUGUAGACGUCAAUGGCGUUUUGGAAGUUCUUUUAAGCUUGCCUGCCGGUCCUGAGUCAAAAGAGAUUAUUGCAGACACAAUUUACUCCAAUAGUCUUUCGAUGGAUGGAAGAAGGUUUGCAACUGAAUUCAUAAAACGCCGCGUGGACUGUGAAAAUAAACUGAACGAUGCCCUGUCAUGGAGCGAAGCACUAAAAAUGCCUAAAGGUGACGUUGAAGACUGGGAAUUUCAGGUUGUCGGCAAAAAGAAAAAUAGAAAGCACUGA
Lachancea thermotolerans CBS 6340 is the source of this 2301-nucleotide messenger RNA. RefSeq names its product KLTH0E13596p. Gene Ontology annotation, molecular function: protein binding. Bases 1 to 2301 code for a protein of 766 amino acids. The record is from RefSeq and is a predicted model, not a curated record. The transcript has a single exon. NCBI's taxonomy places the organism in Eukaryota, Fungi, Ascomycota, Saccharomycetes, Saccharomycetales, Saccharomycetaceae.